This is a messenger RNA of Bolinopsis microptera, 2951 nucleotides long. Its product is annotated as ectonucleoside triphosphate diphosphohydrolase 7-like. NCBI's taxonomy places the organism in Eukaryota, Metazoa, Ctenophora, Tentaculata, Lobata, Bolinopsidae. The coding region runs from base 208 to 2022 and encodes 604 amino acids. The transcript has 14 exons. The record is from RefSeq and is a predicted model, not a curated record. Gene Ontology annotation, biological process: UDP catabolic process. Gene Ontology annotation, cellular component: Golgi apparatus. Gene Ontology annotation, molecular function: UDP phosphatase activity; GDP phosphatase activity.
AAUUUUAGCUCCAUUAUUUCGUUGUAAAAUAGUAAACAGCAUUACAAAUCUAGGAUGAGAAUAACAGUUGAAAUGUAGAGCAUCCGUAGUAACAACUCCUAUCCUCACCCGAUUCCUGAUUCAACACACUCAACAUCGUUUCAACAUCUAUACGCUACAUAUUAUAAAGGGAUCUAUCAACAGUUGAACAGAAGUUGCGUGGUCUGCAUGUUGGACGAUCAGAUGAGAAUUUCUAUACCGAGAUGUGGCUUGCUGAAGUACAUAGUCUGGUUUGCAACUCUUGCGUGCACAGUAACCGGUGUCUUAUGUCUACUCUACCUACACAUUACUGCUAACGUUAAUCGACCUCCCAUUGAGUUGAAGCCCCAGGACUUCCAGUAUGGAGUUAUGUUAGACGCUGGUAGCUCAGGAACAAGGGUAUAUUUGUACAAGUGGCCUCCGGGACACACCAACGGCCUGCUCCGAAUAGAACAGAUGAAAGAUAAAGCGGGGAAGAUUCUUGCUAUGGUAACAAGCCCUGGUCUGUCUGCUUAUGCGGACAACCCUCUAUCCGCCUACAAGUCUAUAAAAUCACUCCUUCUCUACGCCUCACUCAAUAUACCUAAUGGGAAACACAAGGAAACCCCUCUUUACAUUCUCUGCACUGCUGGUAUGCGAUUGUUACCAGAAGAAAAAAGAAACAACAUUAUGAACAUUGUAGCGUCCAACAUACGUCAACAGUUUGAUUUCUUCUUCAAGCCAUCUCACAUUGAGGUUAUAGACGGUCGUAUGGAGGGAGUGUAUGGUUGGAUAGCUGUGAACUACAUGUUAGGACGGUUUGAUCACGACUUUGUGGAGCACCAGCGCCAACCAACUGUGGGGGCACUUGAUAUGGGAGGCGCUAGUACUCAGAUUACUUACGAGGUACCAAAGAGUGAGGAACUUCCUUCAGAACUCUCAAUGGAUAUAGAUCUAGGCUGUCACGCUCACCCCGGCCCCAAGAGCCACACAUACCGCUUAUACGCUACCACAUUCCUGGGAUUCGGAGCUAACGAAGCUAGGAAACGAUACGUGGACAUGUUGCUGGACCAGAACCAGGUGAAUCCAGAUCACGGACUCCACUACGUAUCAGAUCCCUGUUUACCCAAAGGAAUGUUGGAAACACAAAGUAACCACCUGUUCCACCACGUGACCUUUAAGGGUGAGGGUAACUUUACCAAGUGUAGGGAGAAACUGAACCCACUCCUCAACAAGCCCAACAGUUGUCCUAGAUCUCCCUGUAGUAUGAACGGUGUGUUUCAACCUCCUAUCAACUUCUACGAUCAGGAAAUGUACGGGUUCUCUGAGUACUGGUACACACUAGACGAUAUAUUGCACGUGGGCGGUGUCUACAAGGAGGAGAAGUUCAUGAGAGCAGCUAAAGAGUUCUGUGCUACAGAUUGGCAGAUUCUGAGUGAUCGGUUCAAGUCAGGAGAGUUCCCUGCUGCUGAUCAACAUAGAUUCCAGUAUCAGUGCUUUAAGAGCGCCUGGGUUUUAGCUAUCCUUCACGACGGGCACCACUUCCCAUCCAAUUAUGAGAAAUUCAUCUCAGCUAAAACGGUGAAUAGCGAGGUGAUACAGUGGACGUACGGAGCUAUGAUCUACAGGACCCGUUACUUACCGCUCCGGGAGGAGGGUGUUGACAAGGUCGUCUCUAUCUCUGUCUCUAAAGCUGAUGCGCUGUCUUACUACGCUGCCCUCCUCUGUUUCUUGGUCGUGCUCUCAGCUAUAAUAUACUGGGUAUACAAGCUGCGUAAGAUGAGGAGCACUACAUUCCUCCCCACCACUCUAGCUGACCUCCACGAGUUCACACACAAACCUGCUAAUCAUUACACGGAGUUUUCCAACCCUAAAAUAAACUUUAACAACGUGUGUCUUCCUCCGCAGAACUCUGCGCGCACCUUGGAGCCCCGAGGAUCAGGGCUACUUCCCCGGACCUUCAGUGAUUCGCUGUUGAACAGGGACUUAGGGGGUGGUAAACCUCCUAUUUUACUAGGGGAUUAGGACUUGUUUUAGGUACGGGGUAGUUUUCUUAAUUGUGGGAUUAGAAAUGGAAUUAAUUUAGUUCACGGAGUGUGUAGAAUAAGAAGACCUGAAUUUUAGAUUAAUAGGAAAUGUACCUUUUCCAGUAAGUGCGAAGUAGCGCAAUAUUUAGCUCUCUAUUAUCACUUGGGUGACGGAGAUGUUACCCCAAAUCUUUUACUUCAAAUUUCAAUAAAGGGUUAUUAAAUUGAGUUGUUAGUUUGAUGUUGACUCAUAUUUAUAAUGAACUGAAUUAUAAGAGUUGAAUCAUCUUGUUUGGAUGGAUUCGUUGAAAAUACAUCAAUGCGACUCGUUUUCAUUUGAGAUGUAUUUUUGUUUUAUCUGUAUAGUUUUUAUCUUAGUCCUUUGAUCUGACCACUUACUUUGCUCAAGGUUCGAGUGAUCUAUCAUGACGUGUUAAUGUUAACUUUUCUUAUAUUAUUGGAGUUUCACCACGGUGGGUAAAUACUUAAUAGGUUAUGAUUUGAAUUGGGUUGUUAUAUUUUAAUUUAAAUGAUAAAUAAAAAUCGGAAUAUUGAAACAAAUUUAUAAGAUUUACAGUUAAAUUCUCAAUCGAUUUAUGUUGAUAUUGUAGGGAAUCGGUGCCCAUAUCAAAUAAAACCUAUUUUUAUGACAGCAACCUCACUCCGCUAUAACAUUUUCAGCCAUUAAGCAUAUUCUAUUUUUAUGGCUGCUCUAUCAUAAACAUCCAAUUCAAUUUCUCAAACUUUAUGGGCACCAUAAAGUAAUUAAAAUCUUUCAAAGUAAUUAAAAUCUGUGGCAAAAGUACACCGUGGAGCAUGCUAACAGUUUUUGGUUGAAUAAUAAUAUUGCGGGCAAUGUUAAUUUGUUUUGAAUUAUUUCAUUAAAUGUAAACAGCUGUAAUUUAUCAAUAAACAUUCUUGGUCUAU